Messenger RNA from Strigops habroptila (Kakapo), 5268 nucleotides. It is a transcript of the gene PLA2G15, whose product is annotated as phospholipase A2 group XV. The record is from RefSeq and is a predicted model, not a curated record. Gene Ontology annotation, cellular component: lysosome. Bases 94 to 1344 code for a protein of 416 amino acids. The transcript has 6 exons. Gene Ontology annotation, biological process: ceramide metabolic process; phosphatidylcholine metabolic process. Lineage: Eukaryota; Metazoa; Chordata; Aves; Psittaciformes; Psittacidae.
UUUUCUGUCCGGGCCGGGCGGCGGGACGCUACGCCGGCAGCCGCGACGGAGCGCGGUGUCCGGCUCCCGGCCUCGGGGUUAUGCGCUGGGGUGAUGGUCCCGCCGGCUGGCGCCAGGCUCCUCCCGCGCUCGGGAGGGAACCCCUUCCUCAGCCUCCUCUUCCUGCUGCUGCUCUGCCCCGGCGGUGGGUCCCUGCCGCGCCGCCGGCCCGUGGGGCCGCCCGUGGUGCUGGUUCCGGGAGACUUGGGCAAUCAGUUGGAAGCAAAGUUAGAUAAACCAUCAGUAGUGCACUAUCUCUGCUCUAAGAAGACAGACAGUUAUUUUACACUCUGGCUGAAUUUAGAAUUGCUUCUUCCUGUCAUCAUUGACUGCUGGAUUGAUAAUAUCAGGCUGGUAUACAAUCGAACAAGUAAGAUUACAGAACCACCAGAUGGGGUGGAUAUCAGAGUCCCAGGUUUUGGGCAGACAUUUUCUUUGGAGUUCCUUGACCCAAGUAAAAGAAGCGUUGGCAGUUACUUUUAUAUGCUGGUGCAGAGUUUAGUAGACUGGGGCUAUAAACGUGAUGAAGAUGUAAGAGGAGCACCUUAUGACUGGCGAAAGGCACCAAAUGAGAACAGAGACUAUUUUGUGGCUCUUCGCAAGAUGAUAGAGUUAAUGUAUGAGCAGUAUGGAAGUCCGGUUGUCUUAAUCGCCCACAGUAUGGGUAAUAUGUACACCCUCUACUUCCUCAACAAUCAGACUCAAGAUUGGAAAGACAAGUACAUAAAGGAUUAUGUGUCAUUAGGCGCUCCGUGGGGAGGAGUGGCUAAAACUCUCCGUGUGCUGGCUUCAGGUGACAACAACAGAAUACCCGUUAUCAGUUCACUCAAGAUCAGAGACCAGCAGAGAUCAGCGGUUUCCACAAAUUGGAUGCUCCCAUACAACUACACAUGGCCUCCAGAUAAGGUCUUUGUAAGAACACCUACAGCUAACUACACUCUUAGAGAUUACCAGAAAUUCUACAGGGACAUCAGUUUUGAAGAUGGCUGGCUCAUGAGACAAAACACUGAACCCUUGGUCUACCAGAUGACACCACCUGGUGUGCGCAUACACUGUCUUUAUGGUACUGGUGUGGAAACACCAGAUUCUUUCCAUUAUGAAAGUUUUCCAGACAAAGAACCCAAGAUCUUUUACAGCGAUGGGGAUGGUACAGUAAACUUACAGAGUGCCUUGCAAUGUCAAAAGUGGGUGAACAUGCAAAAACAGAAAGUGGUGGUAUUUGAGCUUUCAGGAAAUGAGCAUAUUCAAAUGCUGUCCAAUGAUACUACUAUCUCCUAUGUGAAAAAGCUGCUUUUUAAUUUGUGAUACAUUGUGUUGAGUUAUUUUCCUCACCUGUGAUGCCUUCCCUUAAAUAUGGGGAAAAUGCCUUUUAAUCUCUUUGUAUUUAGAUAUUUGAAUUAUUUAUUUUGUGGGGAUUUUUUUUAAGGCUGUGUUCGAGAAGUUGUUUGGUGUCCUAACUGAUAGUUUGUCUUUGAUUUGUGUUUAUGAUGCUUCAUGGUAUUUUCACAUUCUGCAAAUUUGGUCAGAUAUGCAUUUUGGUGCCUCUGGUGUUUGUGUCCAGUAUCAUACAGCCUUUCACUUGGAGACUGUGCAGCCCAUGCACAUACUACAUAGUAUCAGAUACCUGAGUUCCUUUGUGUGACUGUGUAUUUGCAGGGUUUGGAGUGGGAGGGCUACGGAAGGUUGCAGUUUCAGGUGCCCAUAAAACAAGGUAAUGAUACUAACAAUUGAGAAGCACAGUAAACUUCUUUUAAAAGGUCUUGCAUAUUCUGAUUCAGAGUUUCCAGUACGUUAGUUUGUAAAUGUGCACAUCUGCUAGGUAAAGUAGGGAAGACCUCUGCCUGGUACUGUACUACCUGUGUCAUAAUCCAGACUUGCUUUUAUUACGGCUUUUGGGAAGAGAGAGAGAUGUGUGAAUUACUUCAAGUUCUUAAAUAUCUUUAAUUUUUUUGUUUUGGUUUGGUUUUUGUUUGGUUUUUUGAAGAAGGAGAAAUUGUUUGCUCAUCAGCUUCUAGAACCUGAUUACAUACAAUCUGGAGUCUGAGGAAUUCUCAUCUUGUGCUUUAUUUAUCGAUGAGGGAAAGAAGCUGAACAGUGGUUGGUGCUUGCAAUAGCCUUAAGCUGUGUGGAGUAGCAAAUAAAUUAAAGCUAAUUGAAUACUGUCAAACAAUCCCUAUGGUGCAGAAUUGCAUUUCUGGGUGAAAGAUGAUCUGUAGUGGAAAUGAUAACGGAUGGUGGGCAUUAGUUCAAAAAGAACAGUGAACUUCUGGAAACUGGGUGGAGAAUGGAAGCCAGCAUAAUAAAGAAUGAAGUAUAAACCUUGUUCUUGGACAAAUACUUAGCCUCUGAUCCAGUUACUGACCAAGUAGUAAUUGGACCAACAUUGCAUUCAGCUGAAAAGAAAGUUUACGUUUUAAGGCUGAAAUUCAUCUCCCAUAGGUUACAAGUUUCAUUAUUGCUGCUUCAAGAAGUUGGGAUACACUGUUUCUUAAAUCAGAGAAUCAUAGAAUGGUUUGAGUUGAAAAGGACCUCAUCAUCUAGUUCCAACUCCCCUGCCACGGGCAGGGACACCUCACACUAGACCAUGUUGCCCAAGCCUCUGUCCAACCUGGCCUUGAACACUGCCGGGGUGGAGCAUUCACCACUUCUUUAGGCAACCUGUUCCAGUGCCUCACCAUCCUCACAGUAAAGAACUUCUUCCUUAUAUCUAACCUGAACUUUCCCUGUUUAUGUUUAAACCCGUUACUCCUUGGUAUUGGCAUUGACCCACUUCUCAAAUGUGUCAGGAUCCGUCUGGAUGGCAUCCCUUCCCUCCAGUGUAUCAACUGAACCACACAGCUUAGUGUCAUUGUCAAAAGUUUCUAGAAAUUGCUGAACAUGCAAUUCUGGUAAAUCCUACAGUAUUGUUUUACUAAAUGGAAAAAAAAAAAAAAUCCAACCCUGAACUCCACAGAAAUGACAGCCUAAAGGCCAUCAUAUUUACAGCCUUGAUUACAGAAGUCCUAUUGGAGAAAUAGUUUCAUUCAAAGAUUCUCUUUUGCUUGCUUUAAAACCAGUCACCCAGAUAGACUGCACUUAGUUUUCUGAAAACACUAUUCUGAAUGCUUCCAAAAUGCUAGGUCCUCCAAGGAAGAUGUUCUAAGAGUUUCAGGAACUCAUCAGAACUAUUUAGGAUUUCUUACUUAAGAAACUGAAGUAGUCUAAAUAGUAAAGUUUUUAACUAUUUUAGUAAUAAUACAUUAAAUGUUUGCUGCCAUUAAAUGUAUCAGUAAGAUGUGUUGAAAUGACAGGCUUGAAAUUCUGUUACUGUAGACUGCAAACACUUUGGUGCAGGAGGUAGGAUUAAGGCUUAAUGUUUUAAUUCAAAAAGGACUUGUAAAUCCAGAGCCACUUGCACUAGGAUCAUUGAUAAGCUAAUUAUCUUCCUAGGUUUUUAACUUCCUUCAUUUUCCCCCUGCAUUUUCCCUAUUACUUUUGUUGAGGGAGAGUACACAUUUUCCUGAUUUUUAAAAUGGAAUGUUUAUUUUGUCCUCAGUUGCCCAGGAACCUACAGUUCAGCAGCAAUAUCACCCAGACUUUUCCAGAAUAAGAACUUGGUUGUCCUAAGCCACUUGUAACUGGUAACUGUUGAAAACAAAAAACCACCCUCAAACCCCCAAACCAAAAAGGCAAAAACAGAAAACCCACAAAAAAAUUCUUUAGCCAAAUAUUCUAUUUUAUGUAGGGCUGUCAGCUGGAUAAGCUUCAGGCUUGUGUUCUAAGACUGCUCAGAGAUGAUAAAGCUCCUCCUGUGGUCUGACUCAAUUGUUAAAUACAUUGAUAUGUUACUGGUUUGCAAUGGGAAGAAAUUACAGAAAACAGCUCAUCACAAUCUCUAUUUCUUGCUGAAGUAGAAUGCCUGUUAAUCAGCACUGGAAUGAAUGGAGCUGGAGGCUGUAUUGCAGGAUACUAAUAUGGGCAUGAAGGGCUGAGGAAAUGAAAACAAAAUGUAAAUAGUUCUUAACCUGAUCUGGAGAAUGUUUUCUAUGUUUCCAUUAAUCGGUGUCAUUUUCAAUCUUAUACCAAGAGUUUAGCUUCAGGGGGUUUUGUGAUUUGAAGUUCCAAAAUACCUGAUUCCAAAAGAUGCUCUUUAUUUUUUUAUUAUUUUUCUUUUUAAUUACUUUUUAAUACUACUUGCAUCCGAAGGCGGAGAGGAAUCUCCUUCUCUUCCAAUUUUGGCAACCUAGUACUAUGUUUCUGAGAUCAGUUGACUGCAUCUUUUAACGUAAAGAUAUGUAAAUCAGCAUUCUAUUAGUGGACAAGCCCUGGAGUGUGUGUCUUUAAAUAAACUUGUGUUAGUUAAUCUGGUAAAAUUAAGCUGAAAGUUUUACAGGGUGUUUUUUUUUGGGGGGAUUGGGUUUUUUUGCUUGCUCGUUUGGUUUGGGGUUUUUUCUUUUUUUUUUGUUUUUUUGGGGUUUGUUUUUUUUGGGGUUUGGGUUUUUUUUCAUUUUGUUUUUAAUGUUGUUUCUAACUAUAUAACCUUCUUGUGCAAGAGUAUGUGUACCUAACUGUUAGCACAAGCAUGGUACUUCUGGUGAGAUAUGAUUUGGAUGUGAAGGUUUUGCAGGCUAUAGUUCUGUUUUAUGUCCAGAAGUUGUGAUUUUUCUACCAAAUCAUCUUCAGCUUUUUCAUUUUCAGUUUUUUGCAUAUUAGGAUGAAGUUGUCAUUGAAAAGUGAAUGCAGCAAGUAAACUCCAAUUCUAAUAAUGGAAAACGAACCACUUCACUCAGCAUGUUGAGAACUGCUUACUCACUAUGACAUGUUCCUCUACAAGACAAGAGUACUUAGCAUUACUGUUACAGACCUGCUAGAGCUAUGUGCACUUGAGCACUCUAGAUUCUUGUGGGGGAGAAGUCUAAAGAAGUAAAUCUUUAAGGAGAGGAGAACAUGGCACUUCCUUAAGAGGAGUAACUCGGGUGCUUUGCCACACUACGCAGCUGAAAUGUUUGAAUUUACUGACAUUUCUUUGUUAUACCUAACAUACAUCGAUGAUGUGUCUCUCUCUUUCCAUUGUAUUUACUUGGUUUUAUUCUUCCAGGAUAUUUUCAGAAACCAAAAAUAGUCUUGAGGACCAAAUGUGUUUCUUAUUUUUGACUAAAUGUAUAGAAAAUGCUGAGGAAGCUUUCAGCGGUCAUUGUAACACUUCUGAGGAGGUUCAGAGUCACUAUGUGAUUCUGUUUAAAAACAGAA